AUGGCUCCGCCGCCCCUCCUCCCCUCCCCCUCCGGAUCGACCGAGCGACUAGCGGAGGAGCUGGCGCCCACUGUAGACCAGCUCCAGACCCUCACAGCCGAGAAGCCUCUUGCCCUUGCGCAGGCACUGGCGGCCACCGAACCCCUACUACGUCUCCGCCAUACCUUUAUCGAUGAUGCUCACCCCCGGACAGUCAAAGACGCAUUCCGCCAGCUGGCGGGGUUCCAGGUCCUGCUGGAGCUUGCGGACCAGCUCGCCGAGCUCUAUGAUACUACGACGUUGUCCAAUGAAGACCGGAAAAGCGUGAUGAUGAUCUUCAAGGAUGUCUUGGGAGCGUUGGCCGAGGGAUUGAAGGACCAUUAUGGUAACAAGCGCUACUUUGCACGGCGAAUUACAGGCGGAGGGACUGCAGCGCUGGAACGGAGCUUGACGCUCUUGGUGGGCAAGAUAAACCAGACUGAAAGCGAUGCCCAGCAGCUUUACGGCGCCAUCCUGGCUGCGGCUCUCUGUCAGGAGACAGUUGCAGGCCUUUUUGUAGCACUAAGUGCGAAGUUGUCGCAGAAUAACAGCUCGGCUUCAUCAAAAGAAGUCCGCGAUGCCGUCAGCCAGUAUAUGGGAUCUGCAGAGACGGUCGAGGUACCAGAGCUCCUGGGACCGUUGGUUCGCGUCUGGGUAACACAUUCUACUUUGCCGGGCAAUGAAGUCCUCCGUCUAGCCCUUCCGGCUUGCCUGAGCCAACUGGCUACGCAAUCGCGAAGGAACGUGGUCGCUUUACAUGCUACCGGGAUGCUCACCUCCAUUUUACCUGUCUUGUUCGAUGACGGCCGGUCCGACAUUGAAAGGGAGCUCUACCAAGACUUGGCACGGUACCUCAGCGUCCAAGGUAUGAACAGCCUAGAAGAUGUCGUGGCUCUGUACCGUCGCGCGCACGAAAACCCUCGAGUCCUCAGGUUUCUCCUGUCAGCUCUCAAAUACUCCAAAGAGCCCCCGUCAAUACAGUUUGACCUAUCUCUACACGGCUUUUGUUCCGUUGAAUUUGCUACCCUAGGUCGCCCAUUCCCGCCUACUGCUUCUGCUGGGUAUACCCUAGCCGCCUGGGUGCGCUUCGAUGAGUUUGAUCUUAAAACGCAUACUACGAUAUUCGGUGCAUUCGAUGCCAGCCAGACCUGUUUCGUUCUGGCUUACGUGGAAAAAGACACGCGCAAAUUUAUUCUUCAAACAUCCAUUCGAGGGCCACGCCCGAGUGUACGGUUUAAGUCGACGACUUUUGAGGCCGGUCGCUGGUAUCAUAUCUGUCUUGUCCAUAGAAAGCCAAAGCCUGCGUCAUCCUCGCGAGUUUCACUCUUCAUUGACGGUGAAUUUGUGGAGCAGUUGAAGAUCGAAUACCCUUCUGUGCCAGUCAGCAAUCAUCCUCAUCGGUCACCCCGAAUUCAGGCUUUCUUUGGAACCCCCCAAGAUCUUGCUAUGCAACUUGGGAAAGGCGUCUCUACCUCUCGAUGGUCCCUGGCAAAUGGUAUACUUUUCGACGAGGCCUACAGUGACGACCUCGUGGCAGUCUUCUAUAAUCUCGGUCCCCGGUAUUUUGGAAAUUUCCAGGAUUGUCUUGGAUCUUUCCAAACGUACAAAGCCUCUGCCACUUUGAACUUGCGCAAUGAACAUCUCCAUCCUGGAAAAGAGGAAGACUCGGAUAUUGUCACAGCCAUUCGAAAAAGAGCGAGCACACUUAUACGUGAGGGCUCAAUCUUGAUCAAUUUGUCUCCAGUUGCAGUCCUGGACGAUGAUGACAGCAAUAAUGUGGACGAAUCACAACUCAUCAAAUGCCUUUCUCGACAGGCGGCAAAGAGCCUGCAGCAGCUGACAAAAGCCGGAGGCAAUGCGGUUGCAGUGAAUGGAAGCACUCCGGCCAUCAAUGACGCUUUGACACAACCACAAGGUGUGGGUGUCUUGACUGGCGAUCCUGUUGUUGCGGUUCCUUGGUCUCUUGAUGAUGCCAGCUGGUGUCUGGGCGGCUGUGCCGCUGUCCAUCUCAGUCUAAUUCAGGCUGCCAAUUCUGCGGAAACUCUUCGCCUGGCCGUGGAGGCGUUGUACGAAGCUGUGCAGGAUAACUGGAGGAACAGUGAAGCCAUGGAGCGAGACAACGGCUACGGUAUUUUGGCAUCUCUCCUGCGCGAGAAGCUCGGGUUUCAAGUCAGCAAUGCCCCAAGCGCGGGUAGAUCUACGGCCGUCAGCACCAAUGACGAUGAGCUCAACACAUUGAUGCUUGAGCUUCUGCGCUUGACACUUGCGUUCGUAGGGUACGACUUCAAAGAACCGAACCAUUCUAUCAUCUCUAAUCCGCUAGCUUAUCGAGUCUUACUUGUCGAUAUGGAUGUCUGGCAUUAUGGUGAACCACAGGUGCUGGAUCUGUACUACUCGCAAUUCCGCACCUUUGUGUCUGAGAGUAACUACCGUCGCUUCAACGCCAGACGCUUUGGUCGCAUGCGCGUCAACAAGAAAUUGCUCGAAACUCUGAAAGGAGAUGAAUUGACCAAAGGGACCGUUGCGCCAUGUAUUGCCUCCUUCCGGGCCCUUUUGGAGAGCAAUCUUUCGCCCGAUCUCCUCCGCUCUCUAUCCUUGUCUAUAACAUAUAACCUUCAUCGACCAAAACCCCUCACGGCCCUACACAAGAAGAAGAGCAUUCGUUUCGCCCCGAGCUCGUCUCGACCCCCUUCCUCCAAGUCAGACACGGCGAAGCACAUAUCCAGCACCACAUUGGGCAUCGAGAUGCUGCGGCUUUAUUCUUCAAUUCUAUGUAAUGCCUUGGACACGACCCCGAUGAGAAAGUUCGCGAAGGCGGUUACAAAUAAGUGGCUAUUGUACCUAUCCUGCGAGGAUGAGCCUGAAGUAGUCGUACACGCAGUCAAGAUCCUGGCUAGGCUUCUCGUUAUCCACGGAAGUGGUUACAGUAAGAAAUUCUCCGACAAAAACGGAGGAUACACUGUGCUCGAGUAUCAUCUUAAGAGAUGGUGGAACAUACCUGUCUUGUGGCCUAUAUGCUUUUCUAUUAUCUUCGGGCAGGACAUUGCCCUGAAAGACCUUGAUCAGCCAUUUGAUGCCCCGACACUCAUCAGUAUGUUCCUGGCUGAUGGGGAUCUGCGAAUCUCUUUUCCGGAAAUGCUACCCGUGAUUAUGGGUAUGCUCAAAAGCGGAUUGAGGAGCUCUGUCUCGGCGAGUGAAACAAGCGAUCAACAAACGCCGAAACCUGACACUCUCUUAACGAAGCCUCAGAUGUCAUUGCACAGCUUGAAUAAUAUUACUGCAGCUGACCGGACGGCGCAUGGGUAUUUCCUUGUGUCUUCUGUGGUUGACUUCCUGAAAGGACUUUCUUCCCGAUCGCGAAACUUUCGGGAUUUCACAACGCAUUCCGGCUAUGUCCAGGAGCUGCUCACCAUCCUCUAUCCAACGGUCGUUGGCGUGGAUUCAAUCAGCCCAAAUACUGAAAUGAACUCUCGAUACAACGGGCUGAGUUUUGAUGAUAGCAACUUGGUCCUACGGCCCCGUUCCAGUCGCGGGAACGUCUCAUCAGCUCUACAAGCGAGCGUGAUAGAGUCCUCCGAGAGCCCUGAAGAGAGCACGGAAUCCUUGCAACGCCGGUCCUCUUUCAUCUUCGUUUCCUCUGACAAGACGAAGCAUCAACCCUCGGCGGCACGAAUUCGCCGUGCUGUGAACCUCAACUCCUCAGAAGAGGGUGGAAACACGGACCAUCCACUUGUCAAAGCUAUUGCCGCCCUCGCACUCGACGUCUUCGAGGAUCAGCUCCUGGAGCGAAAAGAUUUCUCUGGCUUGGGACUGUAUCAGAAAACUCCACCCGGCUUCCUUGAACACCAAGCGUACUUCAACUCUUGGAUCUUUGAUUCCCUCAUGUCCAGAUUGAAGGAAGUUCCAGCAACUCAGCCGCGGCUGCUGCAUGAGCCUCGCACAUUGACCAAUCUCGCGCGCUUUGCCACCCACCUGACAGAGGCUGUCUACGAAGGGUGGUUUAUCAAUGGAGCGGUCACGAGCCUUGAGUACCUUGGCGUGAUUCUGGAAUAUCUCCAACGCCCUGAGGUUUCCCAUUUGAAGAGCAUUCGUCUGUGUAGCCAAGCCGUGUCCACUCUGCAUUCCACACUAUACAAGAUCGUUUUGUUCCAAUUAUCGGAAGCGGAUGACACGGAGAGUUUGCCUGUUCUCAAGCGCCUGAAUUACUGGCAGGUCGUGCUCCUCGCCGCUGCAGAGACACAGUCCAAAUACCUGCAGCUUGUCUGCUAUCUUUUGUACACCAAGCUCAUCAGCACCGAAACGGACAUUCGUUUGGCCGCUGCGAGCCUUUGGCGAAUGAUCUUGGUACAAAAGCCUGGCGAAGUGGGGAGCCUCCUAGGCCACGGCCCUGCCAGCCUCCAGCGUCGACUGUCCGAAGGCUUCGAGGCUCUUGCCGGAUUGGAUGAUGAUGCAUUUUUGCAGUGGAUUGACGAUCAGCGCGAUGAUCUCGAUGCGCUCUUCUUUGGAAUCUUGUCCCGACAGUGGGAAUCUUUCGUUCAGGAGGAAAAUGCAAAGAUUGAGGACUCUGCCAAAAAUAGGAUCAGCAAGCGCAAGGACAAGCUGAAGCAGUGGGCACAGCUGGAGAAGUAUGACGAGGACGUCAUCCGCAAGCACGAUGCCACUCUUCCCCACUGGAUUUCAAAUAUUUCGGCUUCAGAAUUCUUAAAGUCCCAGAGAUUCCUGCAGGAUCUUCAAGAUAACUCUGUCUUCAUGUGGUCGGCGUUUUCUAAUCUACUGGUCAACCUGCGACGGCCCGGUGGACUCCUCGCCGAAGAAAAGGAUCGCAAAUUCAGACUCGAUCAGACGGAAGGUCGUAGCCGCAUGCGUCUACGAGUUGUUCCUGAUGAUUCUGGGGAACGACAGGAUUAUCAGCCUAAGCGAAAGGCGUCUGAACCGCCAGCACCAAAGCUCGAUACCCGACUACGCGCACUCUCGGCCGGGGAGGUUGCCUCGACUCCUACGGCGAUGACCGCCGAGCCCGAGGUUGCGGGGUCCAAACGUCAAGAUGGCGAUGCGGAAAACUCAGACGAUCGCAGCGGAUUUGAAGAGGAAAAUUUCGAGAUGAUCGACGACCCCAAGCUGGAGAUUGAAGAUUACGAAGACAAGAACCGGAGAGUCAUGCGUUCCCUCCACCGCGGCGACCAGGUACAGAAUGUGUGCAACAUGUCACGAAUCAUUGGUCUAGAGGCGGUCGAGGGUCUUUUGAUUCUCGGCAAAGACUGCAUCUACAUCCUUGAUAAUUUUUUCCAACGAGCCGAUGGUGAAAUCGUGAACGUAUGGCAAGCUCCUCCCGACGAACGUGAUCCAUAUGUUCGAAUGAUUGCUGGACGAGAGUCGAAUGACCGUCGCUCGCAAGAAUACGAGACUAGAAGUUGGAAGUGGUCCGAUCUCGUCAGUGUUUCCAAACGGCGAUUCCUCUUCCGUGACGUCGCCUUGGAGAUCUUCUUCACGGAUGGCACCAGCUAUCUGCUGACGUUCUUCUCGGCGCCUGUGCGAGACAACUUGUGCAACCAGCUUGGAAAUAAAGCUCCACAAGUUACUGGCAGCGCAGGACAUUCCCGACCAGAGGACAUCUGGAGAUUCGAGACCCUUCGCAGUCACGAAGAUGCACCACAAUCGCUUGGUUCGAAAUUUGCUAGCGUAUUUGGACACUUGCCCACAAUUCCGGCCACACGGAAGUGGGUUCGAGGCGAAAUUUCAAACUUCCAUUACCUGAUGUUGAUCAAUACGCUUGCUGGUCGAACAUUCAAUGACUUAACCCAAUACCCCGUCUUCCCAUGGGUUCUGGCAGACUACACCAGUGAGGAACUUGAUUUGACGAACCCUAAGACGUUCCGUGAUCUGUCCAAGCCUAUGGGAUGUCAGACUCCAGACCGGGAGACGGGUUUCCGAGAGCGCUACAAUGCCUUUGCUGAGAUGGGCGACGAUAAAUCUCCACCAUUCCACUAUGGUACCCAUUAUUCCUCGGCCAUGAUUGUCAGUUCCUACCUCAUCCGCCUGCAGCCCUUUGUCAAGUCCUAUCUGCUCUUGCAAGGCGGUACUUUCGACCAUGCAGACCGGCUCUUUUACUCCAUUCGCAAGACCUGGGAGUCCGCAUCACGGGGCAAUAUGACCGACGUUCGAGAGUUGAUCCCCGAGUUCUUCUACCUACCCGAGUUCCUCGUAAACUCCAAUAAGUACGACUUUGGAUUACUGCAGAACAUGACUACAGCCAUUGAUUCGGUCGAACUUCCGCCGUGGGCCAAGGGGGAUCCUAAGAUCUUCAUUGAAAAGCAUCGAGAGGCACUCGAAAGUCCUUAUGUCUCUGAAAACUUGCAUCAUUGGAUUGACCUGGUCUUUGGCAGCAAGCAGAAGGGUGAGGCCGCAGUUGAAGCAGUCAAUGUGUUCCAUCAUCUAUCUUACAAGGGCGCUAAAGAUCUGGAUGCUAUUGAUGACCCGAUGGAGCGGUUGGCAACUAUUGGUAUCAUCCACAACUUUGGACAAACACCGGGCCAAAUCUUCCAACGUACCCAUCCUCAGAGAGAGGAUCAGCGGUAUCGUGUGCCCCGGUUGGAUACUCUUGCCGAGUCGCUCACCCAGAUGCCGCUGUCUCUUCUGGAUAUUGAGGAACGUGUUGCAACUCUGUCUAUGAAACAGGAUCGAUUACUCUGCACUGCUGCACUCCGACUCAACGUGCCCCCAGCUUAUGAUCACUAUAUGGAAUGGGGAUUUUUCGAUGGAAGUGUGCGCUUCUAUUCAACAGACAGUCGCAAGCUUCUGGGCCAUUUCGAGCACCUUCAUGUCGGGCAGCUUUCCCAUGCCAGCUUUGCGGAUUCACGGACCCUGAUUACCUGUGGCACGGAUUGCACAAUCUCCUUAUGGACGGUCACUGCGUCCUCGAGAGCGGUUGACUUACAACCUAUCGGAUCUCUGUUUGGUCACCGCGCUCCAGUUACCGUACUUGCCGUGUCUCGUUCGUUCAGUGCUUUGUUGUCCACAUCCACCGACGGUCAUAUCAUGCUAUGGGAUCUAAAUCGCCGGUGCUUCGUGAGGACGCUCCCAGCAGAGGGAACCGUCGAUUGCGCCCGCAUCAACGACGUUACUGGGGAUAUCAUUGUCUGCCGAGGCAGUCGCAUCACGAUGUAUACUCUGAACGGCGAAGUCCUCGUCGAUCAACCCGUCUGCGACUCCCCCGACGACCGCGUGCUGUCCUGCGUCUUCUACGAAGGCUUGCAAAACGAAUGGCUCGAGCGCGAGCUCGUGUUGACCGGCCACAGCCGCGGCGUAGUGAAUAUCUGGAGCAAGGUGAUUCGCAACAGUGGAUUUGAGCUGGAGCUCAUCCGCCAACUGCAUCAUACCGACAACAGUCGUGACAACGGAGCCAACAUCCAGGCUGGCAUCAGUUGUAUACUCGCCCUGCCGCAGGUGGUGUAUACUGGGGACGAGGCUGGUCGAGUGUACGAGUGGAAUUGUGUCCAACGGCGCUGA
This is a messenger RNA of Penicillium brasilianum, 7524 nucleotides long. The record is from the annotation of a GenBank genome assembly. Lineage: Eukaryota; Fungi; Ascomycota; Eurotiomycetes; Eurotiales; Aspergillaceae.